Molecule: messenger RNA, 963 nt
Organism: Centruroides sculpturatus (bark scorpion)
Lineage: Eukaryota; Metazoa; Arthropoda; Arachnida; Scorpiones; Buthidae
Product: actin-binding Rho-activating protein-like
Exons: 4
Coding region: 171-806 (211 amino acids)
Biological process (GO): positive regulation of Rho protein signal transduction
Molecular function (GO): actin binding
Source: RefSeq, a predicted model, not a curated record
UAACGAACGACAGGGGGAGCGAUUCGUGAAAAUUUAUCCAGGAGAUGUUAAUUUUAUCGUCUGCCGUCCAUUACAAAUUUUCGUAUUUUUCUACGUUUUAACUUAUCCGCAGAAAAAACACAUGAGGCUGGUUGAAAACUUGCAUUACAAAUAUCUGCCUAUAGUGGCAAAUGGUAAAGAUGGCAGAUGGUGCAAAGAAGCCUAUCAAGAUAAUUGGAAAUGACAGUUUAGCUACCAGAGUAGCUGCAUUUCAAAAGAAAGCUGAGGAACAUAAAGCAAAGCAAAAGAUAAAUCCAUUUUCUGAAUGGGCUGAUACUACCGAGCGCCCUGUUUGGGACAAAAAUGAUCCUCGUUAUGGCCGUCCAAUUGAAGGCUCAAAAACAGAAAAGCGUGGAAUUCAAGCUGGUCAAUUGAUUAGCGGUGAAGUUCAACUACUCUGUGAUUUAAUAUACCAAUAUGGACAUCCUCUUCCAGACGGAAAAACAGUCAUAAGUUUUGGAGAAUUAUUUGAGAUGUACACUAGAAUUUCAAAUAAAGUAGUAGGUAUAUUGAUGAGAGCAAGGAAACAUGGUCUUCUUACUUUUGAAGGAGAGAUGUUAUUUCAGAGAAGAGAUGAUCAUGUAGUUAUAACAUUGAUCAAGACCAUUGAAGAAUUACAUGAAAUAUUUGGAAUUCAAGGUCCUGUUCCCACAAGAAAACGUUGCGAAGAAGUUGAAGAGGAAGAUGAUGAUACAGAAAAACGUUACGAAGACGAAGAGGAAGAUGUUGCAUUUUUGGAUGUUACAAAAUUUAAUUCUCGUAAAUAGAUUAUAACACUAUACAGUAUUCUUGUCAAAUUAAUGACAUAAUACAGUUGUUAAAAGGUUUGUUAAAAAUUUUAUUGAAGAAAGAGAAAGCUUUAAUUUUUUUUAUUUAUGUGAGCAAUAGAGUUAUAUUUUUGCUUAUAUUAAUAUUGUAUAUUGA